AUGGCUGCCCGUCAGAAACGAGACACCGCGGAGGUGAAGCUCAUGCCCCUGACCAGCGAGGAGAAGGAUAGAUGGAAUGGGUUCUGCGAGAUCGAGUCUGAACCAGCAUUCUUCAACGCGAUGCUACGAGACUUUGGCGUCAAGGGCGUCAAGGUGCAGGAAGUGGUGUCAUUGGACGAGGAGAUUCUGGCUUUCCUCCCAAGGCUUGCUGAUGAGACGGGCAGGAAGCCAAUUUACGGCCUGAUCUUCCUCUUCCGUUGGAGAGAGGAUGACCCGGUCAAGCAAGAACAGAGCUGCCCGGAGUCACUAUGGUUUGCCAACCAGACUGUGGAGAAUGCAUGUGCCACUGUUGCGUUGCUGAACAUAAUCAACAACAUCGAAGGGAUCGAGAUGGGAGAGGAGUUGAGGUCGUUCCGCGAGUUCACCAAGGACUUCAGCCCUGCCCUACGCGGCAACGCGAUUGGCAACUUUGAAUUCGUCAAGAAAGUGCACAACUCCUUCGCCAGGAAAAUGGACAUUCUUAACGCUGACCUGCUGCUGAAAACCCAGCAGGGGCGGAAACCCAAGGGCAAGGGUAAAGAGGAGCCAGAUGACUCCGAAGCAGGAUUCCAUUUCAUCGCGUUUGUCAAGGCCAAGGGGAGGGUGUGGAAAUUCGACGGGCUAGAACGUCAACCCCAGAGUCUCGGAGAAUGCAUGGAGGAAGACUGGAUCGGACUGGCGACGAGAGAUAUCCAGGCGAGGAUGGCAGAGUACGAAGAAGGGGAGAUCGAGUUUUCCAUCCUGAGCCUGUCCAAGGACCCGAUGAUCGGAUAUCUGGCCGGCCUGGCAUCAAACGUGAAGGCUCUCCAGGAAAUAAACCGACACUUAGCCGAACUCGGAGAAACAGGCGAGGCAGACCACGAGGACGCCGUACUGAACGGCCCAGACGAGCUAUACGGCCUAACCGCACCCAUGCUCGAGCUAGCAUUGGUGCCCGAACUAGCGACAGCCAAGGGUAGCAACAGAGCAUACGACCGUGCCGCCCUCUUGAGCGAACGCCAGGCCCUCGUCCAGCAGCAGGCCCUUCUGCGCGCGCAGGUCAGGGACGAGCAGCAGAACAGACAGAGCGAGCUCGACUACGCCAACAGCCGCCGCCAUGAUUACGGCCCUGCCGUGCAGACUUGGACUCGCCUUCUCGCCCGCAAGGGAAAGCUUAAGGAACUGCUUAGUUAA
This is a messenger RNA of Microsporum canis CBS 113480, 1212 nucleotides long. Its product is annotated as ubiquitin carboxyl-terminal hydrolase. Gene Ontology annotation, molecular function: cysteine-type deubiquitinase activity. The coding region runs from base 1 to 1212 and encodes 403 amino acids. The record is from RefSeq and is a predicted model, not a curated record. The transcript is spliced from 6 exons. NCBI's taxonomy places the organism in Eukaryota, Fungi, Ascomycota, Eurotiomycetes, Onygenales, Arthrodermataceae. Gene Ontology annotation, biological process: ubiquitin-dependent protein catabolic process; protein deubiquitination. Gene Ontology annotation, cellular component: cytoplasm.